Gekko japonicus is the source of this 5795-nucleotide messenger RNA. RefSeq names its product trinucleotide repeat containing 6A (gene TNRC6A). The record is from RefSeq and is a predicted model, not a curated record. Bases 1 to 5643 code for a protein of 1880 amino acids. Gene Ontology annotation, biological process: positive regulation of nuclear-transcribed mRNA poly(A) tail shortening; miRNA-mediated post-transcriptional gene silencing. NCBI's taxonomy places the organism in Eukaryota, Metazoa, Chordata, Lepidosauria, Squamata, Gekkonidae. Gene Ontology annotation, cellular component: P-body; nucleoplasm. The transcript has 22 exons. Gene Ontology annotation, molecular function: RNA binding.
AUGAAGGUUAUCAAGGCCACCGAACAGAAAAACAAAGUGCCAGAACCACCCAAGCCCGGUGUCUCGAGCCCACCUCUGCCCGUUGCCUCCGGUCCGGCUGGUCCUUCCACGGCGGCGGCGGCAGCUAGUGGCGGUGGUAACAACAGCAACAAUAAUGCCCGACGGCCUGCAGGCAGCCACCCGCAGCCGGCUCAGCAGCAGCAGCAGCAGCCUUCUCCUCGCUACCCGCCCCGCGAAGUGCCGCCCCGGUUUCGGCACCAGGAGCAGAAGCAACUUCUGAGGCGCGGGCAGCAGCUGCCGGGGCUGGCGGCGAACCUGGGGGCGACGUCGAAACAGCCGAACGGCCUGCCAGGGGGCGGCCCAGCCGCGAGCGAGCAGCCGGCCUCUGUCGGCGAAGGGCAGCAGAGCGGCAGCCAAAAGCAAUCAGAUCUCAACCGCAGCACACGAGGAGGACCCCAUUAUGAGAACGCGCACUGGGGAGCCGUCUCUUCCAGCAGCGACUCCGGCACAAAUUGGGAGAAGGUCCUUGUAGACGGCCCAGACCCAGAGGCAUGGCCCUCGGCCCCCGGCGGCACUGACGCGGAGCCGGCUUCGGAAUGUGUGGACGCUGACUCCGCCUCGAGCUCCGGGUCGGAGAAGAGCCCGGCCCUCAUGGCUUCCCGGGGCGCGGACGCCGGCAGCCUGCCGAACGGCAUCGGACACGGCUCCCCGGCCAAGUUUGCUGCCGGCGGCCACAGCAAUAACGGGGGCGGCGGGAGCAGGCCGUGGGGCUUGUGCCUCGGCGCCGUGACAAGCGCGGGGGCGGCCCCGGUGGAGUCUCCGAAGGGCACGUCGGAAAGCGGAGGCGGCAGGAUGAACUCUUGGGGCGCCCUCGGCCCCUCGCCCGGCGGAGGGUUGAAUCCCAGCACUUUGAAUGCCAGCGGCAGCCGCGGUGCCUGGCCCGUGUUGGAGAGCAACGGGCACCCCCUGAAAGGGCCUGGCGGCGGCGGCCACACACCAAGCACCCCGAGCGGGAGCUGCAGCCUCGUCUCCUGGGGGAGCCUCCCGGAGGGCGGCUGUGACCCCCCGGCCAACGGUACCAGGAAGGUUUCGCAGAGUGGGCCACCUCAGAACCUUAACCCCGAAGUGAACGGACCAAAUAAUAACACUACUAACUUGAUGACCUCUAGUUUACCAAACCCCGCCGGCUCCGUGCCGCCGAGCGAGCCGGAGGGCGGCGACGCAGGCCCCCCCGGGGGCUGGGGCCGGACCGCCCUGCCUCUGCUCCAGACCUCACCGGCCAUCGGCGGACCUUCCGCUCCUCACCUCAGCAAUGGUGAAGCGAAGAUCGGCGGCGCGGCCUGGGCGGGUGCCUAUGGCUCCGCCUUCCCCGGAGACCGAUGCCCUGACUCCAGCGUCCGAGCCGGCGGCGACACUGUGAACGCGACUCUCUUGCCGCCGGGCCUUGCGAGUGGCAGCAGCAGCACAAACUUUGAAACCAACGGGGGCAAGGGAGCAGGGGGGUGGGAGGGAGCAGGGGCGGCCGGCACCCCGAACCUGCCGUGGGGGGGUGGGGCGGGCUCCGGGGGCGGCCAGAGGGGCUCCGACUUCACGGACGGAGAGUGGAGCCAGCUGUCGGUCAGUCAGCGCCCCCCUCCCGAGAACGGCAGCGCCAAGAAGUUACCGGGGGCGUGGCCGCCAGCCGAGGAGGAGGACGCGAGCAUGGAGGUGCAGAGCUCGGCGGUCUCUCCCGUCCCCGAGCAGCAUGGCCGGUGGGCGAAGGUCAGCCCCGGGGGGAGCGAAGCGGGCCCCGGGGAGAGUCCCGAGGAGAGAUCGGCGGCCGAGGGGGCCGGCCACGAGAGACGGAAGGCCGACCAGUACGCACUACUCCAAAGCAUCGUCAACAGGACGGGCCUGGACCCCCGGGUCCUCUCCAACGCCGGCUGGGGCCAGACGCCCAUCAAGCAGAACACGGCCUGGGACACAGCGGUGGCUUCCCCGCGCGGGGAGCGGAAGGUGGACAACGGCACGGAGGCCUGGGGGGGCUGCAGCAGCUCAGGGGAAAGCGCGGAGAGGCCCGGCCCGAACGGCCCCGCUGGCCCGUCCGGGUGGGGGGAGACAAAGUCCGCAAGCAGGUGGGGAGACCCCAAGGUCUCCGGCGGAGGCAGCCAGGGGGGCUGGGAGCGACCAGCCGCUCCCGCCCAGGCCAAAGGCAAUCAUCCAUCGUGGGCGGCGGGCGGGAAAGACGACAAGCCCUCACCGGCAUCCCCCUGGAGCGACGCAGAGAAGUUCAAGCCAGGGUGGGGGGACGGGCAGAAGGGGAGUCCUGGGUGGGCCGGGCCGGCCGCUGACGGCUGGGGGGAGAACCUGAGGAGCAACCAUUGGGGCGAGACGAGGAAGUCCAGCUCUGGCAGCAGCGACAGCGACCGGUCGACGUCCGGCUGGAAGGAGCCACCGGGCAAGGCCGGCACUGCCCACUGGGGUGGGGGAGGAGGCGGCCGAGCCCACCCAAGCCCCGGGUGGGAGGAGCCCGCCAAGCCGAGCCAAAGUCAGGGGUGGGGGGACCCCCCCAAGCCCGGCCGUUCUCAGAGCUGGGAGGCGGCCAAGUCCCCCGGCUCGCCGGACUGGGCCAAGCAGCAGCAGCAGGACGCCGGGGGCUGGGGGGCACAGCCCACCCUGGGCAAGGCACAAGGUGUGACGGGGUGGCCGGGGAGGCCAGUGCCGCCCCUGGCCAAGGAGGAAGAGCCCACCGGGUGGGAGGAGCCGUCCCCCGAAUCGAUCCGCCGCAAGAUGGAGAUUGACGACGGAACGUCCGCUUGGGGGGACCCGAGCCGGUACAACUACAAGAAUGUGAACAUGUGGGACAAGAAUACCCCGAGGGGGGGCGACCCUUCGGACCAGCAAGCACACGGCCCUCCGCAGCGCCUGCCGUCCCACGCUGCACCUGGCCCCAGUACGGAGAGCAAUGGCGGCGGCAGCUCUGGUUGGGGAGAGCCCUCUCCCGCCCCCACGACGGUCGACAAUGGCACAGCCGCCUGGGGCAAGCCCGUCGAUACGGGAGCCAGCUGGGGGGAGUCCAUCAGUGAUGCCGGGAGCGCCGGGAACUGGGGGAGCGUCUCCGUCAGUCAGCCAGCUCCUAACAAAGCGGGGCCCAAGUCUAUGCAAGCGGCUGACGGCUGGUGUGGAGGCGACAUGCCCCUGACCGGGAGCCGCCAGGCCGGCUGGGAGGAAGCGGAGGACGUGGAGAUCGGGAUGUGGAGCGGCGGCGGCUCAGCCCAAGAGGUCGGCGCCUCGCUGAACUGGUCGCCGUAUGCAAAGAGGUUGCCCUCCAAGGGAACAAUGAAAAACGGCAACAAGCAAGAGGAAUCGUGGAUAAAUCCGUUUGUUAAGCAAUUUGCCAAUCUCAACUUCUCUAGGGAGUCCCCUGAAGAAAUCAUGCACAGCAAUAAGAUGGACAUAUCCGGAGGGGUCUUGCCGGACAAGCGGAUGGAGAUGGAGAAGCACGGCCUGACCGCUGGCGAUUACAGCCGGGUGGUGGGGAAAGGCCCCGGUGCCCGCCCUCAGAGUUCCAAAGAGUCUUCCAUGGAUCGAAGUCCUUACUUUGAUAAGGACGGCCUUCUCGUAGCAGAUGACCCCACAAACGUGCCGUUUCUGCCCAGUCAGAACGCGAAGCCUCCCCCUCCUAGCAGUGCACUACCUAACCAGGCCCUUGGCUCCCUGGCCGGGCUGGGCAUGCAAAACUUGAAUUCUGUUAGACAGAACGGCAACCCCAGCGCGUUUGGGAGCCCAGCCGCACAGUCCCGGAGUCUGCAGCCUCCGCCGCCUCCGCCCGCACAGCCUCUGAACUCCUCUCAGCCGAACCCACGAGCUCAAGUGCCUCCGCCGCCGUUGCUCUCCCCUCAGGUCCCCGUCAAUCUGCUGAAGUACGCACCAAACAACGGGGGGCUGAGCCCGCUCUUUGGCCCACAGCAGGUAGCCAUGUUGAACCAACUCUCCCAGUUGAACCAGCUUUCCCAGAUCUCCCAGUUACAACGCCUGCUUGCCCAGCAGAGGAAGGUCCAGACGCAGAGGAACAUGUCUGCUGGAGGCCGUCAGCAGGACCAGCAGAGUCGCUCCAUGGGCCUGCCGCAGCCCUGCCCGCUGGACCCCAGCCUCCUCCUCCUCAAGCAGCAGCAGCAGCAGCAGCAGCUCCAGUCGCCUGCCUUGAAGUCCUUCCUGGAGAGCGAGCUGCAGAAAGGGCCGGCGCAGAGCAGCAGUCCCUUCGGCAACUUCCCCCUCGGACUGAACUCCAACUUGAAUGUAAACGUGGACAUGGGCGGUAUCAAAGAGCCACAGUCCCGGCUGAGGAAAUGGACGACGGUGGAUAGUGUGGGGGCGAACGCCUCGCUGGAUCAAAACGUCAGCAAAAAUGGUGCUAUUUCGAGCGGCUUCAGGCUGGAGGAAGCCCCCUUCGUCCCCUACGACUUCAUGAACAGCAGCAGUUCUCCGGCCAGUCCUCCGGGCUCCAUCGGGGACGGCUGGCCACGUGCCAAAUCGCCGCCCAACGGCUCCAGCAGUGUCAAUUGGCCCCCGGAGUUCCGCCCCGGAGAGCCCUGGAAAGGGUACCCAAACAUCGACCCCGAAACCGACCCCUACAUCACCCCCGGCAGCGUCACCAACAAUCUGUCCAUCAACACUGUGCGGGAGGCGGACCACCUCAGGGACAGGAGCACCGGGUCAUCCUCAUCUCUGAACACCGCGCUGCCUUCGACUAGUGCCUGGUCAUCCGUUCGUGCCUCCAACUACAAUGUUUCCCUCAGUAGUACAGCACAAAGCACUUCAGCCAGAAACAGUGACUCCAAAUCCACGUGGUCUCCCGCUUCCAUGACCAACACCUCUCUGGCCCAUGAGCUGUGGAAGGUCCCUCUGCCCACCAAGGGCAUCCCGGCCCCGUCGCGCCCGCCCCCGGGGCUGACCGGCCACAAGCUGCCUCUCUCCGCCUGGGACAGCGGCAACUCCCUGCGGCUGGGGGGCGGCGGGGGCGGCUGGAGCAGCUCCGAGGCCAGAUACACCCCAGGCUCCCACUGGGCGGAGAGCGGCUCUGGGAGAGGGAGCACCUGCUCGCUCAUCUUGAAGAACCUCACGCCGCAGAUUGACGGCUCCACCCUGCGGACGCUGUGCAUGCAACACGGCCCCCUGGUCACUUUCCACCUCAGCCUCCCGCACGGCAACGCCCUGGUCCGCUACAGUUCAAAAGAAGAGGUGGUGAAGGCACAGAAGUCUCUUCACAUGUGUGUCUUGGGGAACACUACAAUCCUCGCCGAGCUUGCCAGUGAAGAGGAGAUCAGCCGCUUCUUUGCACAAGGCCAGUCCCUGACCCCCUCCCCCACCUGGCAGUCCCUAGGCAGCGGCCAGAGCCGGCUGGGGUCCGUGGAGGGCUCCCACGCCUUCCCCACCCGCAGCGACCUGAGUAAUCACUGGAACGGUGCUGGGCUGCAGGGGGGCGGCGGGGAGCUCCCGGGGACGUCCCUCUGGGGGAGCCCCGGCUAUUCCACCAGCCUGUGGGGCUCGCUGGGGGGCGGCGACAGCCAGGGGCUCAACAGCCCCUCCCCGUUCAACGCAUUCCUCUCCGUCGACCCCCUGGGGGGCAGCCCCGGUCACCCCCUGUCCUCCUUCAGCGAAUGAAAUGGGGGGGCGCCGAAGCCGCCGGGAGGGACACAGCACUACAUCUGGACUCCCCCCUCCCUCCCCACCCCCCACCUGCACCCCGGGUGGGGGCAGGAGGGGGGGUCACCUGUGGAAGCCGUUACUUUUGUGCACAUCCCCCCCACACACAC